Stegodyphus dumicola is the source of this 589-nucleotide messenger RNA. RefSeq names its product 6-pyruvoyl tetrahydrobiopterin synthase purple (gene pr). NCBI's taxonomy places the organism in Eukaryota, Metazoa, Arthropoda, Arachnida, Araneae, Eresidae. Gene Ontology annotation, cellular component: mitochondrion. The record is from RefSeq and is a predicted model, not a curated record. Gene Ontology annotation, biological process: tetrahydrobiopterin biosynthetic process. Gene Ontology annotation, molecular function: 6-pyruvoyltetrahydropterin synthase activity.
AUGAUGUUAGGACAGAAAAUUUUUCCUCUAAAGUUGGGCUUUGUGAUCACAAAAACCUCUGUUCUGUGCGAUGAUUCACCCCCGAGGGAGCGUCUCGAGCAAGGGUGCACCAUCUUGAGAAGAUUAACAAAUGGAAAACAUAUCAGUAAUCCUACAGUUGAAGUCACAGUUAAAGGAAAGGUAGAUAAAGAUACAGGAAUGGUUGUUAAUAUUGCAGACUUAAAGAAUGUAAUGAAGGUUUCUGUAAUGGAUACAUUAGACCACAAAAAUCUAGACAAGGAUGUUCCUUUCUUUAAAGAAGUUGUUAGUACCACAGAAAAUCUAAGUAUUUUUAUCUGGAAGCAACUAUCUAGCAAUCUUCCUCGUGGAAUGUUAUACAAGGUUAAAGUUCAUGAAACUGAUAAAAACUGUGUUACUUUUUAUGGUGAAUUUAAAGCAUAAUUAAAAAAAAAAAAUAGACAGCUGUGAUCUCUAAUUAGAAUGUUACCAUGAUGCAAAAAUAAAAUGUAACACCAUAAAAUUUCUUAGUUUCAAAAUAAUUCAGAACACCAAAUAAAAGACGAUUUUUAUUUUAAUCAAAAAGUCCAAA